Molecule: messenger RNA, 681 nt
Organism: Ordospora pajunii
Lineage: Eukaryota; Fungi; Microsporidia; Ordosporidae
Product: cyclophilin type peptidyl-prolylcis-transisomerase/CLD
Exons: 1
Coding region: 1-681 (226 amino acids)
Biological process (GO): protein folding; protein peptidyl-prolyl isomerization
Molecular function (GO): peptidyl-prolyl cis-trans isomerase activity
Source: RefSeq, a predicted model, not a curated record
AUGCACAUAAUAAUUGUUUUGACCGCAACAAUGCUCUCCGUCAUCUCCGCAUCUUCAUCAUUGCAACGAGGAAUGCCCUACUUCAACCUGGAGUACACAAUCGUUGAUGAGAACGGAGACGAAGAGCUUCGGAAGAGGCAGAUGCUGUUUGAUCUUGACUGGGAAAACACGCCCAUCGCUGCAUACAACUUCUACAAGUUUGCAGAAGGCGAUGAAAAACUCGGCAAUCUCUCUCUGCAUUACGAAAACAGCAUCUUCCACAGAAUAAUCCCUGGAUUCAUGAUGCAGGGAGGUGACAUUCUCAACAAUGACGGAACUGGCUCUGUCUCAAUAUAUAGCGGGCAGCCAUUCGAGGACGAGAAGUCAAAAAUCAUGCACAAUAAAGCAGGCAUCCUUUCAAUGGCAAAUAGAGGCCCAAAUACAAACGGAUCCCAGUUUUUCAUUACUUUUGGACCGCAGAGGCAUCUUGAUGGAAAGCACACUGCAUUUGGCAGGCUUAUUGGGCAAGAUGGCAUCGAUGUUCUGAGAGAAAUCGAGCAGUUGGUCUCCAUUAACAGACACACAAACAGGCCAAGACAUGAUGUCAGAAUAGUCAAUUCAGGAAUUAAGCCACUGCCUAAGGGUGAGGGUGUGACAAUUAAGCCAGAUGAACUCAAAAGCAAGGAGCCUGCAGAGCUUUAA